Acanthopagrus latus (yellowfin seabream) is the source of this 3311-nucleotide messenger RNA. It is a transcript of the gene lgi3, whose product is annotated as leucine-rich repeat LGI family, member 3. Gene Ontology annotation, molecular function: protein binding. Gene Ontology annotation, biological process: regulation of exocytosis. Gene Ontology annotation, cellular component: synaptic vesicle. The coding region runs from base 460 to 2106 and encodes 548 amino acids. The record is from RefSeq and is a predicted model, not a curated record. The transcript has 9 exons. Lineage: Eukaryota; Metazoa; Chordata; Actinopteri; Spariformes; Sparidae.
CUGAUAAGAGCUCCACAGAACACGGCUGUAUAAUCUUCCAUCAGCACCUCCUCAGCCCUCCCGGUCGCGGUUUUAAGGUUUUCUGCAUGUGCAACAGUAAAUAAUUAAUUGUCAGCAUCCCCCCGCCUACAGGUCCUAGUACAGAGAAGAGAGCAGCCUCGAUCGUCAUUCCUGCAGUGUGCACUCUGGCAGCGGCUCAGGGAGAAAGAUAGCACAGAUCCAGGGAAGCUGCAGAGCACCAACACCCACCGAGGACACACAGGACUCCCCUCACUCCCCCCCUCCUCCCUCCCUUCUUUUUCUCUCACACCCUUCCCCUCUGCCUCAUGCUGGCUCUCUCAGCGCCGCACUCAGCAUUAUCAGAACUGCUGGGGUUGUAGGCAGCCUUGACCACCACCUCUCACAAAAGCCACUGAGGAGAAACUUCAAGAAGUGGCUUCUCUUUCCUCCUGCCCAAGGAUGCCGGAGUUCCGACAGAGACGGACGAGGCUGAUAUGCCUGUCACUCCUGUGUCUGUGUCUCGUCCUGCCGAGGGAAUCCAACGCCAGGAGAGCCCCCAAGACCCCCCGCUGUCCUGCGACCUGCUCCUGCACCAAAGACAGUGCCUUCUGUGUGGACUCCAAGGUGAUCCCCAAGACCUUCCCCCCUGGAAUCAUCUCCCUGACGAUGGUGAACGCAGCCUUCACUACAAUCCCAGAGGGAGCCUUCUCACACCUUCACCUGCUUCAGUUCCUGCUCUUGAACUCCAACACGUUCACCAUGAUUGCUGAUGAUGCCUUCGCUGGUCUGUCUCACCUGCAGUACCUGUUCAUUGAGAAUAAUGACAUCCAGGCUCUCUCCAAGUAUACCUUCAGAGGACUCAAAUCCCUGACUCAUCUGUCUCUCUCAAACAACAACCUGCAGCAGCUGCCGAGGGAUCUGUUCAAACAUCUGGACAUCCUCACUGACUUAGACCUGCGGGGGAACUCUUUUCGCUGUGACUGUAAGAUCAAGUGGCUGGUCGACUGGAUGGAGAAGACCAACACUUCUGUUCCUGCCAUCUACUGUGCCUCCCCCUUUGAGUUUCAAGGACGCAGAAUCCACGACCUCGCACCGCGAGACUUCAACUGCAUUAGCGCAGACUUCGCUGUGUAUGAGACCUUCCCUUUCCACUCUGUGUCUGUGGAAUCGUACGAGUUCAACGGCGAUCAGUUUGUGACCUUCGCCCAGCCCGAUUCAGGGUUCUGCACCUUGUAUGUGUGGGAUCAUGUGGAGAUGGUCUUCAGGAAGUUUCAUAACAUAACCUCUCGCUCUGCUGUGUACUGCAAACCAGUGGUCAUAAACAACAGUCUGUACAUGGUGGUGGCUCAGCUUUUUGGUGGAUCUCAUAUCUACAAAUGGGAAGAGGACCCGCAGCGCUUUGUAAAGAUCCAAGAUAUCGACACCACUCGCGUGAAGAAGCCCAACUUUGUGGACACCUUCCAGCUGGAUGGAGAGUGGUACUUUGUAGUUGCAGACAGCUCCAAGGCAGGCUCCACCAGCAUUUAUCGCUGGAACAGUAACGGCUUCUACUCCCACCAGUCCCUCCAUCCCUGGCACCGGGACACCCAUGUUGAGUUCCUUGAUGUCGCAGGAAAACCUCACCUCAUCCUGUCCAGCGCCUCUCAGCCGCCGGUGGUUUACCAGUGGAACCGAAGCCAGAAACAGUUUGCUUUCUUCUCCCAGAUCACAGAGCUGGCAGAUGUGCAGAUGGUGAAGCACUUUUGGGUGAGGAAAGUUCUCUACCUCUGCCUCACACGAUUCAUCGGUGACUCCAAGAUCCUUCGCUGGGAAGGGCAGCGUUUUGUAGAGAUCCAGACUCUUCCCUCUCGCGGCUCGAUGGCAGUGUAUCCUUUCACAGUGGGCCUGCGCCAGUACCUCAUUCUCGGAAGUGAUUUCUCCUUCUCCAGAGUAUACCUGUGGGAUGACCUCACUCAGCGCUUUCAGCCCUUCCAGGAGCUCAACAUGAGAGCUCCGCGGGCGUUCAACUUAGUAUCUGUCGACAACAAGGACAUUCUGCUGGCUGCCAGCUUCAAAGGCAACACGCUGGCCUACCAGCACCUGGUGGUGGAUCUCAGUGCCAAGUAGACAUGUUACAGUCAGAACGGAAGGAACGGAGCGCUUCCCGAGAAUUUAUCAAAAUGUGCCAAAUAAAUGAAAGACUGCGAAAUGUUUAAGCCAUGUAACUAACGGCCUGCUGUUUCACCCGACGUUUGAAGGCAACUAAUUAAAUGAUUAAUCUAUUUUUAUGCACUAAAAUGAAACGAUGGGUUAACUCCCAGUAACAUGCCAACACUAGUGUCAUGUCUAUGCUGCAUCACUGCUUCUGUUCUGCCAACCAUAUAUGUAUGCCAAUUAUUUUUUUUGACAGUAUUAUAUAGUGUGCUAUACUUUACUAGUGUGAAGAUGAUGUGCAUGUGCAUCUAAAUUACUCACUAGAUCAGAGUGUGACUGUAAAACUAUGAAAGUUUUGUAAGUUACAGGGUGUACCUUAUCUGUGGAGAAUUUUGCAUGACACAGGACAAAUGAUAUAGCUAUGAAAACCAAGCAAUACUAACCAUUGCGUUACUUUUUAAUCUGUGUUUAUUUUUAUCUUUAUAUGAGAUACCCUUGAAUCUGUUUUAGAUUUAAUGUUCACUCUGCAAAAACAAAAAAAACAUGGGAUCAAAGCUGGUCUAAGGCAUGAACAAAACUAAUUGAGGGGCCCCAAAUUAACAAAAAAUAUGAACCUGUUCUCUUAAUUUUAAAUUCUCUCUUUUAUUUAAAAACAUAUUCCUUGAUUUUGCUAUCCAACCUCAAAAGAAGUGAAAUGAGAAAAUAUUUGGCAUUGCCUGGGCAAAAUUAGGCAUGAUGGGGCGAGUUAUACACUAUUUGGGGAUUUGACCAAGCUAUAACAAGAUCAGAGUAUAUACUUUAAGUUAUAACAAAAAAAAGAGUUGUAAUUCUUUCAUUUGUUUUUAAUGUACAGUCACAAAGUGUAUUUAAUUGUUACUGUGUAUAUUUGCACAUGGAAGGUUUGGUGGGAAGGGGGUAUAAUUAAAGCUUAUGGUCCCCAAAAGUCUUGUGUCCUGUCUUAUCAGUAAGGAUUUCAGGGCAAGCUGAUCAGAGGCAGAGCAGGCACCAUCCUUGCAAAAGUAAUAUCUGUAUGGCAUCCAUUGGUAUCAACCUUCACAUGCUAGUUGGAAAGUGAGCUAAAUAAAGUUAGAGUAAUUUUGGAAAGGAGAAUUCAUGAUCUUUAGUUCUUCUGCUCGUGAUAUUUUCAUUGACAUUGUUGAAAUUAAACUGUAACAUGA